AUUUAAACACAGUUUUUCGACAGAAUAUCAGCUGAUAACCUAAUGAGUAAUAAAUAUAAGAGUGUAACAAGGAUCGUGUUCUUGAUACCUAAAGAGAAUAACCAAGUACUUAAAAAAAGAAACGUUAAUAAGUAUAUGAAUUUAGGGAAGCGACAAUACCAAUGAUUCGCCGUGGAACAAGUGACGGUCAACUUAAAUAUUUAUUGUUUAAGAUAACCUCUUUUCAGUACUGUACCAUUUAACAUUUCCGCUUGCAUUCGGAAUGUUAACACUUUUAAGUCAAGCUCGAUUCUGGACUCUAAAAGAUGAAAUAAUAAUAAAAACUACAGACUUCAGCUCUUUCAGAUAUCAUGAAAAAAAGGAUGUGACAGAUUCUCCAUAUAAUGAAAGUAAACGGUCGUAUGCUGAGAAAAGAGGCAUGACAUGGUUACUACAAAAUAAGAGGCCUACAAAACUCAAAGACUGUGUACGUGAUCUUGAGGAACUACUUGCUCAUCAUAAAGUGGUACUUUUAAAAUGGAGGGAUAAUUGUACAUUACAAAUAAUGCUGAGUUCGGGGAUGCUCAUCAAUAUCUGCAUUAAUAUUUUUACUGGAGAUAUACUCAAAAUAGUAUUUGACAAAUACCUGAUUGGGAAACUAUUGUCUGAAUAUAUAUCAGAUGUUAUAUUUACGAAAACACAUCUGAUGUGUUCAUAUAAUGAUAAUCAAAUUACUCUGAUCUACUUUACCAAACCUGUAAUAAAAUAUAUGCCAGAGAAACUGAGUCGGCUGGAGCCAAAGUUACAAGUUCUGGAACUGGCUGGCCCAUCAGGCCGUCGAUUAGAAAGAAAAUUAUCCUGCAAUGUCCCUGGAGAUAUGGUUUUAAUUUGGUGGCGCUGUACAAGAGAUGAAGUCUAUCCUUGGAGUCCACUGGUUAAAGAUCAAGAUAGAGCAAAUGUGCAUGUUUAUGGAAUAAAUGGUACAAAGGCAGAACUCUUGUGCUUCUACAGAACAGAAUUUGAUCCAGUUUGUGUGUCUUUCAGCCAAGUGCAAUCAAAUGUAAUCCAUUCAGUUGAACAGAAAGUAUCAAGAAAGGGGGAGGUGACUGUGGAAAGUUGUACUUAUGAGGUCAACAAGUCAAGGUUACAGCGUACAUCUGUGACAUCAAUACCUCUCCAAACACAAGUUUGUUGUCAUGGUUUCAGUCCUGAUGAACAAAAGUUGCUACUCGGUUGCAUCGAUGGUUCCCUGGUUCUGUUUGAUGAAGGAAGAGGAAUCACGCAUUUGGUCAAAGCAGCUUUUAUUUCCACGAUGGUCUCCUGGCAUCCUGAUGGAACAAUUGUAGUUGUGGCAAAUGAAAGAAGCCAAUUCCAAUGUUAUGAUAUUGCUCUGGCUUGUAUUAAGAAUCAGUUAAUAAGUGAAGAUGUGACACCAUCCAAUCUGCUGGAUUUAGCGUCUUAUUUUAAAAAUCAACCGACACUUGUCCAAAUGGAAUGGAGCAAAAAACCACACGUGCCUCACUACUCUGAAAAUUAUGUACAAACGGAUGGACUCCUGCUGUUACAGUUUGAGAGGGGUCCGUUGGCUGUGUUACGUCUUGUAGGAGGUGGGGGACUGAGAGGUGAUGCUUAUGGUACGGGCCUCACUCCAGAUGUACUGGUGUCACAGUACCUGUCUGUCAAUCAGGUGGAUCGAGCAAUUAACUUAUUACUCAGUCUCAACUGGGAUUCUUAUGGCUUUAUUUGCCUAUCUUGUCUUCAGCGAAUUGCUAAUCACCUGUUCAGACAACCGCUGACACCCGAAAGAGAAGUUCAGCUACAAACAGCGUUAGGAAGUUUCCAUGUUCCACUGAGACCCAUAUGUCAUACAACGGAAGUUGAAUUUGGGGAUCAAGUAAGAAAUUUGACUCGUCGUUUCUUUCACCAUUUACUAAGGUACCGGCUUUUUGAGAAAGCUUUUCGACUAGCGAUUGAUCUAAAUGAUCACGAUCUUUUCAUGGAUAUAUACUUCUAUGCUAGAGCAAUGAAAGAGGAUGCCAUGGCUGAAGCAGCGCGAGUCAAAGCAGAACAGAUUGUGAACAGAUGUAGCAGUAGAAGCACUUCUGAAACAGAUUCACAGCGCUGUUCUCACUCGUCGUGUUCCGGUUGCUCUGGCAGCGAAAGCAGCGAGAGUCGAGAAAGCUCUAGCGACAAUGAGGCAGAAAUACCCCCACAGCCUCCUCCUCUUCCGUCCAAAUCUGCAGUAGGACUAACUCACAAUAGCAGUCUUGCAAGACAGCCUGGGGAGAAACAGAAAGUAAAGUUCUGUGAUACAGUGACACAUAUUUUGGUACCUGAUCUUCCGCCAUGUUUAGCCGAAGAGGAAGAGUUUGAACCUCAGAAUGGCCCUUGUAGCAGUAAUAAUACUGUCAUUGCCAUCAAGCCAGAGAGAGAACAACCAAGACAUAAUUUUUUUGUGCCUGAUCCAAAGCAAGAAUUAGUGGAUAGCCUUCCGUUGUGUCUUGGAAACAAAGAUUACUUAAAAGACUUUGCCACAUUACCAGAUGCCUCAGAAGAAGAUGAUAAUGGAAAUGGUACAAUACAGAUUGUUAACUUUGGAGUUGUGUAAUUAAUGCUGGAGAACGUCACCUCUUCAAUUGUACAUACCCACAGUAAUACUCACAAGUGCCAAAUAUCCCUGAAAAAUAAUGUCUCCACAACAAUUAUCUUAUUUCAUGACAGAACUGCACGAUGAAGAGCCUCGUACCUUGCCAAAUAUUAUAAGGGUGAUCAGAGCAGAAGAGAAGGGUUGGACAUGGUAUAAAAUAAUUAACAGAACUCGGUUUUAUCAAAUCUCAUCAGUUAGAAAGCCAGAAGUAAUACAAGCAGCUGAAGGAACGAUGUAUACCGUGAAGUCCAAUCAUAUAUGCAUGAACUAAUUCUAUUUGGUAGUUCACGAUGACAAUGCAACCACAAACGGUGAUGCGUUAGAAACAAAACAAGUAUAAAAUUUACUGAUAAAAAGUAUUGCUCAAUAGAAAGUCUAUUUUAAGCUUUUUCUUUAUUAUGUAAAUACUUGAUAGAGAAAUAUUUUGUCUUUUUAAGUGCAUAGUUAUCAUCAUAGUUGUCUUUGCCAUUAAAAUUGCUAACAAUUUUAUAUCAUGAAAUUAACACAGCAAUAACUAGAUAUAUCAAUGCCAUCUCUUUACUAUAUGAAACAAUAAUUGUAUCAUUAAUGAUUUUUAUAAAUAUAUAUUUUUAUACCUUUUCA
Zootermopsis nevadensis is the source of this 3229-nucleotide messenger RNA. RefSeq names its product WD repeat-containing and planar cell polarity effector protein fritz (gene frtz). The record is from RefSeq and is a predicted model, not a curated record. Gene Ontology annotation, cellular component: axonemal basal plate. NCBI's taxonomy places the organism in Eukaryota, Metazoa, Arthropoda, Insecta, Blattodea, Termopsidae. Gene Ontology annotation, biological process: cilium organization; nervous system development; establishment of protein localization. Gene Ontology annotation, molecular function: protein binding.